AUGCCUGAGAUGAGAAAAGUAACAACAGAGAAGUCCCUAAAACCAAAAGCAAAACUACACAUUUUCCAUGCUUUUUAUACUGUGGAAAUGGUGAGAGGAAAUGAAGAACUUUCGGAUGGGAACUUCAUUAGCAACUUGUUCACUCCACAAGAACCAAAAUCCAAAAGAACAGAAGUGAGGGAAACAGAAAUAGCACAGCACAGCAAACCGUAUCUUUGUAGGUCUCGAAUGAAAACGAGCAAUUUAUUGUUACGAUGUGGGUUACUCAGAAAACUCAAUGUGAACUUGUAA
This is a messenger RNA of Clunio marinus, 291 nucleotides long. NCBI's taxonomy places the organism in Eukaryota, Metazoa, Arthropoda, Insecta, Diptera, Chironomidae. The record is from the annotation of a GenBank genome assembly.